AUGCCUCGGCAUCUGUUUUCCGCUGCGGCGCUGCUGCUCCUUCUUUGCGUGCUGUUGAUGUGCUGCGGCAACAGUGUCGCGUCUGCCAGUAACCAAGGGGAUGCCGUUGAUCCGUUUGCGGGGACGACGGAGAUCCCUGGUGCUGCGUGGGAGGGCGUUGGGGUCGCUGCUCAAUCGGUCAUUUCCCUCCGCGUCCCCAGCCUUGUUGCGGUGGGGGACGAUGUUUUUGCCGUUGCCGAGGCUCACUGCACGAAGCUAAACGGCGAGGCAGGCCCCUUUACUGGAAUUGCGUCGAAGCACCUCAAGAAAUCCGCGGAGGGUGCAAUGGAGAUCUCGGCGGCAGACACAA
Trypanosoma conorhini is the source of this 349-nucleotide messenger RNA. Its product is annotated as trans-sialidase. The record is from RefSeq and is a predicted model, not a curated record. Lineage: Eukaryota; Euglenozoa; Kinetoplastea; Trypanosomatida; Trypanosomatidae. The annotation marks the transcript as partial. The transcript has a single exon.